Messenger RNA from Marchantia polymorpha subsp. ruderalis, 1258 nucleotides. Lineage: Eukaryota; Viridiplantae; Streptophyta; Marchantiopsida; Marchantiales; Marchantiaceae. The record is from the annotation of a GenBank genome assembly.
AGCCCAUCAAGCUCUCCACGAGUGACGACCCUCCUCCCCUACGGAAUGGAAUGUCGGUUGUGCUGAAAGUCCGGACAUCUUGAUCCAAAGGCGAUUGGGUCGGAACUUGCGUGUGCGCCGAAUUGGAGUCCCGUUCUUCGAGGAGGAAGUGUCGUCGGAAUUGAGAGGAGUAGCGGCAUUAUGGCAACCCUAUUGAGCUCAGCGCUGUGUACCAGCGGUAGCAUUUCACGACUGGCAACGAGAGACAGCACGUGCAGCUCAUUAGGAAAGAGCGGAAUCAGUGUAGUCGGUGGACGGUCAAAGAAGGCAGACGCGAAAUUGGUUGUCGCCUCGGCUCUGAAGAAUCAGAAUUCCCACGAGGAGCCUGUUCCUUCUACCGAAAGAAGCGUUGCAACGUUCUUGCUGAACACUGCAGUCGCUUCAGCCCUCAGCCUCUCUAUCUCUUUGUUCGGAGGUGACAUUGCAUUAGCCAGACCGGAAGGAGUCAAUAGGCCGGAAUUGUUGCCGAAAGAAUUUACUCCUGUUAUAGAUGUGGCCGGCUUCUUGUCUCCGGCUCAGGAAGGUCGAAUUGCUCAACAGGUGACUAGUCUAGAAGACGAAACUGGAUACAAAUUGCGCGUUCUCGCCCAGAACUAUCCAGAAACCCCAGGACUGGCGGUGAAGAAUUUCUGGCAAGUAGAUGACAACACCAUUGUGUUUGUCGCAGACCCUAGCAUGGGAAAUAUUCUGAAUUUCAAUGUUGGAGCUUCAGUAGACCUUAAUGUGCCCAGAAGUUUCUGGUCGAGGCUCGCUGGAAAGUAUGGCAACAUUUUUUUCUGGAGGGAGCAGGGAGAAGAUGCGUCUAUAGAGGCCGCUGUGGAGGCUAUUGGAGAAUGCCUGAGGGAGCCAGCAGGACCGAGGGCCUGCUCUGAAAUCAAGUGAUAUGUUCCUGAUACUGUACUCUCGCUAAACAAUCUGCUGAAGCGGAAUCGAGCUGUCAGCAUGAUGUAGAUUGUUCCUCGAAAGGUUUCAGCGAGGCCUUGUCCCUGUACAUCUAGGUUGCCCAAAAAAGCCUUGUAUUGUAAGUGACAUCCAAAAUUCUAUCUUAAGUUAUCAUUCUUGUCGGUCGGUUAUUUCAUUCGGCAUAUCAAUCAGAGUGACUUUCAGGUCUGCCCUCUGUCGUGUUGUACUCUAUCAGUUCGUCCUUCAGAAGAUUUACUUGAGCGUGGGCCGAAGGCGACGCUUCGGUUGUGAAGAAAAUAAAUCUACGCACAUCUAC